UACUGAGCUAGUUUUUUCUCUUUAAGUGAAAAAAGUUACAAUGACUAUGAUUUCAAUAAGAGUUUCUGGUCUGUAAAGCAUUUUCUGUGAGUUUAAUCAUGUGUGUCUUUUUGAACAUGGUUGAAAUUUUCACAGGAUGUCAAUGUAAAGAGAGCGAAAUACCUAAGAGAAGAAAAAACAAUAUAUAGUAUACUAUAUAUUGAAAAGUAAUAUAUACUAUACUAUCUAAGAGCAACAAAAACUUAAUAAUAUAUACCCAAAAUAAAUAUGAAGUCCUAUAAAUGAUUGUUUUUAAGUGAUUUUGGAGCUUUGCAUAAGUGUUAGACAAAAGUGUCAGUACAUUUUGUACACUAGGUAUUAUUCUGAAGAUGACAAAAUAUAAAUCAAUCCAUGCAAAACUUACAAAGAAAAUGAGCUGGAAAGUUUGAAUAACCCAGAUGAACUGGAAAGCAAAAUUAAAAUUGGCAUCUCUGUAUUGGGUAAUUCACUGAAGUCAAGUUUUUUUGAAAUAUGGUCACACAGUGUAGACCAGGCUUGCCUUGAACUCAUGGAAAUAUUCCUGUAUCAGACUCCAAGGACUGGAAUUACAAACAUGAGCCACCAAACUCAGCUAAAAGAAAAGUGUAAAGCCAAAAGUAGCAGUGUAGUCACUAGAGAAGUUAUUACAGACUUGCUUAAUAGCGGCUCAGAAAAUUCAUUUCUGUAUUAAUGUUUCCAGAUAAGACUCUCAAAGUAAAGUAAUAGCCAUUACACUGUUAAGCCUGUUCCUAGCUUUUCUUCUUGUUUGUAUAAAUAGAAUUAGCAUGAUCUGGAAGUCUCUGGUAUAUUGGUUUUACAGACAACCUUGUUUUAGUUUAGUGGGCACAGCUGAUGCCUGAAGAGUUCCCAUGCUCACAGAUCUACUAUCCUUGCUCCACUUUCCUUCAAAACACACAAAAUGGAAAACUAGUUCAAGAAAAAGAAGCCUUACAGUUGAAAGAGAGCAAUCUGGGGUACAUGGAGAGAGAAAGGGUAUGGAAAAAAUCGUGUAAUUUAAUCUCAAAAAUAAAAAUAUGAAAAUAAAUAAAUAGGUGCAUAUGGUUGUACAUUCCUUUAAUUCCAUGACUGGGCAGGCAGAGGCUCCUGGACUUCAAUGAGUUCAAGGCAAUCCUGGUCUUUGUAGCAAGCUUAAGGCUAGCCAAGCUACAUGGUGAGAACCUUCUCAAAAAUAAAAGUAAAAUGUAAAAACAGGUCUGAACCAGAUGUGGUAACUUAACGUUUAUAAUUCCACCACUCAGAAGGCUGAGUCAAGAGGAUUCCUAUGACUUCAAGGCCAGCCUGGGCUACAGUGACAGACCCUGUCCAAAAGAGAAACCUUGUGCACUGUGGAAUCUGCUGUUUCCUUGGCGAAUUUGCACUGAGUAUUUACUGCAUUCUAUUGACUUUCCCAAGCACCUUCGUCACUCUUCUUAUGGUCUCCCUCUGUUGCCUAUGGGGAGGGAUAUCUCUCCCAGGGCUCAAGGGAACCUCCUGUCAUGGCCUCCUGAAAUAAUGGGACUUGAGAGACUGCCUAACAUCUGAACAUACAGAACCAGAUAAACUCUUGCACCGUUGCUACCCCAACAUUUUACUCUAGAGGAAUGCUCCUGUACAUGGAUUCCAAGCAGGUUAAAAAGAAAAAUCGCUGAUUAGAUCUCUGAGGAGCCAGGGAACGGGAUGACGGCCACAGCUGCAGCGGAGACAUCGAAAAUGGAAGAGAAGCAGCAGCCACGGCAGGAGGCCAGCAUAGAGCGAGGCAAUGCUGACCCUGAAGACUGGAUGAGCUCUGAGAGUGACCCUGAACAGCUGGGCUUUAAGAGUGGCCACAACAGCUGCCAACCUGCAGAUACUCCGCGGAAGAAGAAAGAGAUGCCCUCUAAGCCACAUCGCCAGCUCUGUCGGUCACCCUGCCUGGACCGGCCAAGCUUCUCCCAGAGCAGCAUUUUACAGGAUGGGAAGCUCGACCUGGAGAAGGAAUACCAAGCCAAGAUGGACUUUGCCCUAAAGCUGGGCUAUGCAGAAGAACAGAUUCAAUCAGUGCUUAAUAAACUAGGCCCAGAAUCACUCAUUAAUGAUGUAUUGGCAGAGCUUGUCAGACUUGGAAACAAAGGUGACUCCGAAGGGCAGGUCAACGUGAGUCUGGUGUUGCCCCGAGGGGCUAGCUCCAGAGAGAUCGCAAGCCCCGAAUUGUCUCUGGAAGAUGAAAUAGACAAUAGUGAUAACUUGAGACCAGUUGUUAUUGAUGGAAGUAAUGUGGCAAUGAGCCAUGGAAAUAAAGAAGAAUUCUCCUGCAGAGGAAUACAACUUGCUGUGGAUUGGUUUUUAGACAAAGGCCAUAAAGAUAUCACUGUAUUCGUACCAGCAUGGAGAAAGGAGCAGUCCCGCCCUGAUGCACCAAUUACAGAUCAAGAUAUUCUACGUAAACUGGAGAAGGAAAAGAUUCUCGUCUUCACACCAUCCCGAAGGGUCCAAGGCAGAAGGGUGGUCUGCUAUGACGAUCGGUUCAUAGUAAAAUUGGCUUUUGAUUCUGAUGGCAUCAUCGUGUCCAAUGAUAACUACCGAGACCUUCAAGUUGAAAAGCCGGAAUGGAAGAAGUUUAUAGAGGAGCGGUUGCUGAUGUAUUCUUUUGUGAAUGAUAAAUUCAUGCCUCCUGAUGACCCUUUAGGACGCCAUGGUCCGAGCCUUGAGAAUUUCUUAAGAAAGAGACCUGUUGUCCCUGAGCAUAAAAAGCAACCAUGUCCUUAUGGCAAAAAAUGCACCUACGGCCACAAGUGCAAAUACUAUCAUCCGGAGCGGGCCAACCAACCCCAGCGUUCGGUGGCUGAUGAGCUCCGCAUCAGUGCCAAACUGUCCACAGUGAAAAUACUGAGCGAAGACACCCUGGCCAAGUGUGGCGCAGGGAUGUCUACUGCCAAAGGUGAGAUAACCUCAGAGGUCAAACGUGUGGCCUCCAAGCGCCAAUCAGAUCCCAGCAUCCGGUCUGUGGCUGCGGAACCUGAAGAGUGGUUGUCCAUUGCGCGUAAACCUGAGGCCAGUUCUGUCCCUUCACUUGUGACUGCUUUAAGUGUUCCUACAAUCCCUCCCCCCAAAAGCCAUGCAGUGGGUGCACUCAACACCCGUUCAGCCAGCAGCCCAGUGCCAGGGUCCUCCCAUUUCCCCCAUCAAAAGGCCUCUUUGGAGCACAUGGUCAGCAUGCAAUACCCCCCCAUCUUGGUUACCAACAGCCAUGGCACCCCUAUUAACUAUACUGAGCAAUACCCAAAGUUUGAGACGAUGGGGGACCAUGACUACUAUUCAGUGUUAAACGACUUCUCCAAAGUGAGCAUCAACAGCAUGCAGAAUCAUGAGUACUAUAUGUCCGAAGCAAACCAGGGGGUAUAUGUUCGGAAUCCCAGCCUCUGUACCGACAGUCACAUGAGCCAUACCAGGAAUGACAACUAUUCCUCUUACAACAACUUGUACUUGGCUGUAGCUGAUGCCCAUCCCGAAGGCACUUUGAAGCUGCACCGCUCAGCAUCUCACAACCAUCUUCAGCCGUUUUCCCAUGGUUACCAUGAAGCCUUAGCAAGAGUGCAAAGCUAUGGUUCAGAAGAUUCCAAGCAAGCACCACACAAGCAGUCUGUCCCUCACUUAGCUGUGCAUGCCCAGAACUCAGCAACUGGAGCACACUCUAGCUGUCCUGGAGACUACACGAUGCCUCCCGAUCUCCAUCCUGUGGGAACCUCCCAGCCAGGCCGUGCUCUGGUGAUGACUCGAAUGGAUAGCAUUUCUGACUCCCGCCUCUAUGACAGCAACCCCAUGAGGCAACGGCGACCCCCUCUGUGCAGGGAACAGCAUGCUAGUUGGGACCCAUUGCCCCGUACAGCUGACUCCUAUGGAUACCACUCCUAUCCCUUAGGUAACAGCCUCAUGCAACCAUCUUACGAACCAGUCAUGGUAAGGAGCAUGCCUGAAAAAAUGGAGCAGCUUUGGAGGAAUCCUUGGGUUGGAAUGUGCAAUGAUGCUAGGGAGCAUGUGAUACCCGAGCACCAAUAUCAGACGUACAAGAACCUCUGCAACAUCUUCCCGUCUAACAUUGUUCUUGCCGUGAUGGAGAAGAAUCCGCACACAGCAGAUGCGCAGCAACUGGCAGCCUUGAUUGUUGCCAAGCUUCGGGCUGCGCGUUGACAUGACACAAAGGACUUAUUCCUUUACAUAAACACGAAUACUAAUAAUACACGAUACUAUAAUUCUAAUAAGUAAUAAUUUGUGUUGUACUUUUAAAAUUACAGAGUGUUUAUAUCAUUUUAGUUCGUAUCAACUCUGUGAGGUAGAUCUUGGUAACAUCUAAUUGUAUAGAGACGGAAACUGAAGCUUGAUGAAGUUAGCAGACCUGCCAAGGUCACACUGCUAGUAAAUGACCAAGUCAAGACACAACCCGAAGUUCUCUGGCCCAAUGUCCCAUGUCCUUUUCCACUGAAGCGUGGAGGUAGCGGAGGACAAAACGCAAGAAACCCCAAGGGAUUUCAUAACUGUUUUCUUUUUGAGUUUUUGGAGACAGGGUCUCUCCUUGUAGCACAGGCUUUCCUGGAAGUUGCUAUGUCGACCAGGCUGGCCCUCAACUCACUCUGCCUGCGGAGUGCUAGGACUGAAGGCAUGUGCCACCACACCCAGCUACCAGGGUUUGCUUAGUCACAUAUUCCAUAUUAUAAAGUAUGGAUCAUCUGUCCAAUUUAUAGAGCAAAUACAUGAGGAUCAGAUUGCAUUGUGAAUUAACCUUUUAAGGGUUUAUAAUAGAGAUAUUUAAAACUAAAAGUAACCACAAAUUUUAUUGCAUGGGUAUCUGAUCAUCCAAUAUCUUUAGCAAAGUAUAGGGGCCCAUUUGAAACUUCUAAAGAUAUAGAUGAAUCCUCCUCUUAGCAAUUCUACUGCAUGUAUGAAUUUAUAUAUUUGGUUUAAGAUGUGUUUGUAUCUCUGCUAUCAACUUUUUUAUCGUGAUAAUCGGACUGUAAGCUCUAUACAGUCUAUAGUUUACACCUGUAUAGAUCACAAAUACAACUCAAUGAUUUUGUCACAUUUUAUACUUUCAAUUUGAUUCAAAAGUGAAAUCCCAUGUCAACAUUUAAACUUUGCUUUCUUGAGCACCAGAGUAAAGCAGCUGGAUUUCUUUUAUAUAUUUUACUUGACCACAUUUAUUAACCAUUCUUGGCUUUCAAAUCUCUUCACCUUAGCAAAUUAAGGGUCAGGCUGAAAUUUUCUAUAGAGGAGGUACUCUAAGUGCAUAUUCAACACUUAGUAUGUGUGUUUAUUAUACACAAGCGCUAAAGAGCUGGACCAGGACCAAGGGCCUUACUACCAGACUCUACUUCCCUUAUCCCAGGAGGGAUGGCAUUACAGAGUUGGAACUUCUGACCAAUUCAACAUUAUAGGACAAAGUGUCGUGAAAAAGCGUGCAUAAUCAUGUACACCUCCCUCUCCUGUUGUCCAGCCUUUGAGCAAUAAGAUCAGUCAUUGGUAGAGGAGAAUUCCUUCAGGAAACAAAACCAGGGUAUUUUCUAGGUGGCAAAAGAGCAGCUUCCAAAGGGGAAGUGCUCUGCUAUGCACUUCGAAUCCAUGCAGAGAGGGUGGGCACACUGGUGGUAGGUAAUGCUGAGAUGCAGUCAAUAUUAAAGAGGGUUAUGACUUUUGGGUCAGGUAGCACCAUUUGCACAGUUUGAAUCUUACUCUGGGUAGAAUCAUUUGUAGCGACAUGCCUCUACAAGAGGCAUUCAUUGUUUUUGUUUUAAGAUGCAGUAAAUGAGCCCUCCUUUCUGAAUCCAUUGUAUAUUUCAACAUUUUGAAUGAUGCCCAGCUCACAAUUUCUGAGGCUGGAACUUAUUAACUUCUACAGUCCUUUUUCAUGAGAGUUGAGAAGGCCUGGCCGUGGCCUUUUGUUUCUUCAUGAGAAGGUGUAAUACUGCCUAUACAUGUUUCUUCCUGUGAAACACUUUGAACGUGAGGCUGUAGUCAGGGUUGUUUCUGGUGGUUUGAAUAACGGCUUCCAUGCUGCUUUCCAGCUCUCUGUGAAAGUUGAAGAAUAGUACAUCUUAAACCAUAUUCCCUUAGUCACAACUUCCCAGUUAUGUCCUCUCACCCGCUGGUUGUUCCAUUCCCAGUCUACUGAUAAAGGGAACAGUAUUUUCUACCAGGUAGGUCCAUACAAACCGACAGUUGUCUCUGCAGUGCUCUUUCCCGCCCGAGCAUCACUUCAUACCUUCAGCUUCUUGGACCUUCUCAAUCUGCCCCUUGACUAAAUCAGGGUAUUUGACAAUCUCAGAUUAUUCUGAUGCCUUUCUACCAAUUAGAUCCUCUUCCGGCCAAUGACUCUGCAGUGUCCAUGAGCUGCCCAGGUCCCAGGGAAGCACAGGACACAUCUCAUUAGCUGCAGUUUAUCUGGAACACGUUCAUGUUUAAAAUGCUAAAGAAUUGUAAGCUCCUCCCAGCAGGGGAAUUUUUUAAGAUAGCAUGUGUAUUUUUCACUUUCUAAGAAAGGAUUGCCAUUCUUCUCUCCUCGUAAAAUGUGUAUGAACCAAAGCAGCUAAGAGCAAUGCCUCAAAUAACCAGAAAUGACCUUUUGUUGAUACAAAUUGUAUCUCUUUUCUCCUGAUUGUAUAGAAACAAAUAUACAAAACUCAUCUUAAACUAUGUUUAGUACUUAAUUUUCACCAUAUUUGUGGCACUGUGUGUCACAGGAAAGUAGCCCAGGGGUAACGAGGGAGCUUUUAUUUCCAAAGGGCAGUAGUAGUUUAUAGACAAAUACAGUUUUCAAGGCCUCUUUAUUGUUAGAUGCACAACUAUUGUGUGUACAAUCUGCAACAUUGUGAUUCUCUUUAGCCUAUUAAAUUUAACAUGUCCUUAUAAAGGGGAUUUUUAUAAAGGGUCAAUAGUAAUAAACCAUAUGUAAGAAUCUUUAA
This is a messenger RNA of Alexandromys fortis (reed vole), 6950 nucleotides long. RefSeq names its product zinc finger CCCH-type containing 12B (gene Zc3h12b). NCBI's taxonomy places the organism in Eukaryota, Metazoa, Chordata, Mammalia, Rodentia, Cricetidae. Gene Ontology annotation, cellular component: nucleus; cytoplasmic ribonucleoprotein granule. Gene Ontology annotation, molecular function: RNA endonuclease activity; metal ion binding; mRNA binding. The coding region runs from base 1696 to 4185 and encodes 829 amino acids. The transcript is spliced from 7 exons. The record is from RefSeq and is a predicted model, not a curated record.